AUGAAGUACUUUCAAUUGAAAUUCAUCCUGUCAGCGGUGUGUGAGUUGCCCUGUGCGAACGGGGGUCGCUGUGUGGAGCCUGGCACCUGCCAGUGUCCAUCUGACUACACCGGUCAACAGUGCCUUUUACCCCUGUGCACUCCUGCCUGUAAAAAUGGUGGAAGAUGUGUGGAUGUCAACAAAUGUGCGUGUGCUGAUGGAUGGCAAGGAGCGCGCUGCCAGAUAGAACCGGUUCUGUGUCGGAAACCUUGUAAGAAUGGAGGAGUGUGUGUGGGCCUCAACAGGUGCCGCUGUGCCAAAGGAUUCACUGGGAGCCUCUGUGAAACAGCGGUGACCAUACCCUGUGUGCCGCCCUGCCAACACGGCGCCACCUGCAGUCCUCACAACACGUGCACCUGUCCAGAGGGCACCGCAGGCCUGCGCUGUGAGCGACUGACGUGUCCUGUGGUCACCACGGUGGUCAGUAUGGCUCGAGCAGUGAGAAAGGCGUUUAGGGAGAGUUACGUUGACCGCUGUGGACCCCUGGGAGUUCAGCUUUGCACUAAAUACAGGAUAAACCAGGCACGUGUGUACCUGCAGGCCUACAGGGUGGGCUACAAGAUCCAGUGUCCUCAGAGGAAGGGCAGAUGAGCGGCGCUGUCAACAACCUGCUGGUCACGAGGACACGCCCCCCUUCAGACAAGAUGUUGGACCGAAACUCAACUGUAAAACUAAGUGUCACUGAUCAAUGUGAGGUUGAUGUGGCUCCUUUUAAAUCAAGUGGAUAUGUUGAAAAGAGAAAGGGCACCUGAUUGUAUCAUCAAGGAUGUUUAUUUGGUUUAACGAUAUAUGUUGACGAGAAUCUUUAGCUCACUAUUGUACACCACUAUUUACAUUUAAUGAGAGAUUCCUUAGAAUGUAAAAUGUACAUUAGAUGUUUGUCAUGUUUGUAUGUGGCAGCUGAGCGUUGUUAAAUUUACAUGUGUUGUUUUUUUCUACAAAAUGGUGUCAGUAUUACUUAGGUUUUUAUAGUAAACAACAAACUUUCAAUGAAA
Pleuronectes platessa (European plaice) is the source of this 1034-nucleotide messenger RNA. Its product is annotated as wnt inhibitory factor 1. The record is from RefSeq and is a predicted model, not a curated record. Gene Ontology annotation, molecular function: signaling receptor binding. The transcript is spliced from 7 exons. Gene Ontology annotation, cellular component: extracellular region; cell surface. Gene Ontology annotation, biological process: anatomical structure development. Bases 1 to 630 code for a protein of 209 amino acids. NCBI's taxonomy places the organism in Eukaryota, Metazoa, Chordata, Actinopteri, Pleuronectiformes, Pleuronectidae.